Messenger RNA from Numida meleagris (helmeted guineafowl), 4147 nucleotides. It is a transcript of the gene PPP4R3A, whose product is annotated as protein phosphatase 4 regulatory subunit 3A. The transcript has 15 exons. Lineage: Eukaryota; Metazoa; Chordata; Aves; Galliformes; Numididae. Gene Ontology annotation, cellular component: protein phosphatase 4 complex; nucleoplasm. Gene Ontology annotation, biological process: protein dephosphorylation; DNA damage response. The record is from RefSeq and is a predicted model, not a curated record. Gene Ontology annotation, molecular function: protein phosphatase activator activity. The coding region runs from base 937 to 3402 and encodes 821 amino acids.
UGGCUGGGAGACCCCGCGCCUCCAGUGAGAGGUGAAUCCAAGAUGGCGGCCGCGCAGUGACUGAGGCGGAGACAGAGGCGGUGGGAGCAGGGUUGGACGGGCCGCGCCGCGCCGCUGCCGUUCUCCCCCUCGGCAGAGCCGGGCCGAGCGCCUCUCUGCCGCCGGGUGCCCGGAGCGCGGCCACGCCGCGGGGCGCGCUGAGGAGUCGGGACUGAGCCGCCGCAGCUGCACCGGGAGGAGGAAGAGGAGGAGGAAGAAGAACAUGGCGGCGGCGUCGGGCUGGGAUUGAAGCCGCCGCCUGCGACCGGAGCCCAUGGGGGAGCCGGGGCGCUGAGCCCGUCUGCCCGCCUCAUCCCGCCCCGGGCCAGCAGCACCCGCCGGUCCCGGCCCCGCGGGAAGGAGGGCGGCUCCGCGGCGCCCCGCGCUGACGGACGCGAGCGAGGGGCUCCGGGCCUGGGCGGCCGCUGCACAAAGAGCCGCACUCAGGCCGGGGCGGGCGGCCCCGCUCCCGCCCGCCUUUCCCGCCCGCCUCAGCCUGGCCUCAGCGCUUCCUGCUCGGGUCCCGGCCUGCCGGGCCGCUCGCCGCUGUCAGCCCGGGCCGGCUGCCGUCUGCCGCUGCUUCCACUGCCCCGGAUCCGCGUCUUCUCCAGGUUCCGUCCCUCGCCGCCUCUCGUUGCGGAGCCCUGCCCGCCCUUUGUCGGCCUGACCCGGAGCAGCGCCUCUCCCCGUCGUUCUCCGCGCCCCAGCCCUCCGCCUCCGCGGAUAUGAGGAUCUCAUCGGAGCGCUGAGGAGCGGGACGAGGAGCUUUCCUGGCGCGGCCGCGUGGGGCUGCCGCCCUCUUUCCCGCUCCCCCCGUGAGGGGGCCCGGCCCCCGGCCGCCCGCACGCUCCCUCAGCUUUCGCGAAGCAGCGCGGUGGCCGUGGUGCCGGCGGCACGAUGACUGACACCCGGCGUAGGGUGAAGGUUUACACGCUGAACGAGGACCGGCAGUGGGACGACCGAGGCACGGGGCAUGUGUCCUCCUGCUACGUGGAGCGGCUGAAGGGCAUGUCCCUGCUAGUCAGGGCGGAGAGCGAUGGUUCUCUUCUUUUGGAGUCCAAAAUUAACCCGAAUACAGCGUACCAGAAGCAACAGGAUACCUUGAUUGUGUGGUCUGAAGCUGAAAACUAUGAUUUGGCACUUAGCUUUCAAGAAAAAGCAGGAUGUGAUGAAAUAUGGGAAAAAAUAUGUCAGGUUCAAGGCAAAGACCCCUCUGUCGAUAUUACUCAGGACCUUGUCGAUGAAUCUGAGGAAGAACGUUUUGAUGAUAUGUCAUCCCCAGGUCUUGAAUUGCCAUCUUGUGAAUUAAGUCGACUAGAAGAGAUUGCAGAACUUGUGGCAUCUUCACUGCCUUCACCGUUACGCCGUGAAAAACUCGCGCUAGCACUGGAAAAUGAGGGCUAUAUUAAGAAGCUCUUAGAAAUUUUUCAUGUGUGCGAAGACUUGGAGAACAUUGAAGGACUACACCACUUAUAUGAAAUUAUCAAGGGAAUCUUCCUUUUGAACAGAACUGCACUUUUUGAAGUCAUGUUUUCCGAGGAAUGUAUAAUGGACGUAAUUGGAUGCCUAGAAUACGAUCCGUCUUUAUCACAGUCACGGAAACACAGGGAAUUUCUGACUAAAACAGCAAAAUUUAAAGAGGUGAUUCCUAUAUCUGAUCCAGAGUUGAAGCAAAAAAUACAUCAGACGUACAGAGUACAGUAUAUUCAAGAUAUGGUCCUACCCACUCCCUCAGUUUUUGAGGAAAAUAUGCUAUCAACACUUCAUUCUUUCAUCUUUUUUAAUAAAGUGGAAAUAGUUGGUAUGUUACAGGAAGAUGAAAAAUUUCUGACGGACUUGUUUGCACAACUAACAGAUGAAGCCACAGAUGAGGAGAAAAGACAGGAAUUGGUAAAUUUUCUGAAAGAGUUUUGUGCAUUUUCUCAAACACUGCAACCUCAAAACAGAGAUGCGUUUUUCAAAACCUUGUCAAAUAUGGGCAUACUGCCAGCACUAGAAGUCAUACUGGGUAUGGAUGAUGCACAAGUACGAAGUGCAGCCACAGAUAUAUUCUCAUAUUUAGUUGAAUACAACCCAUCCAUGGUACGAGAGUUUGUCAUGCAGGAAGCUCAGCAGAACGAUGAUGAUAUACUACUCAUUAACCUCAUAAUAGAACACAUGAUUUGUGACUCAGAUCCAGAACUUGGAGGGGCAGUGCUACUAAUGGGUUUGCUUCGUACCUUAGUUGAUCCAGAAAAUAUGCUUGCUACUGCCAAUAAAACAGAAAAGACGGAGUUCUUGGGUUUCUUCUACAAACACUGUAUGCAUGUUCUGACAGCCCCCUUAUUGGCCAAUACUACAGAGGACAAGCCUAGCAAAGAUGAUUUUCAGACAGCCCAACUCUUGGCACUAAUACUGGAAUUGCUAACUUUCUGCGUAGAACAUCAUACUUACCACAUAAAGAACUACAUCAUUAACAAAGAUAUCCUGCGAAGGGUACUUGUUCUCAUGGCCUCAAAGCAUGCUUUCUUGGCAUUGUGUGCCCUUCGUUUCAAGAGAAAAAUAAUUGGACUGAAGGAUGAAUUCUACAACCGCUACAUAAUGAAAAGUUUUUUGUUUGAACCCGUGGUCAAAGCAUUUCUGAAUAAUGGUUCCCGUUAUAAUUUGAUGAACUCUGCCAUAAUAGAGAUGUUUGAGUUUAUCAGAGUGGAAGAUAUAAAAUCUUUAACGGCUCACGUGAUUGAAAAUUAUUGGAAAGCACUGGAAGAUGUAGAUUAUGUGCAGACAUUCAAAGGACUGAAACUACGAUUUGAGCAACAAAGGGAAAGACAAGAUAAUCCAAAACUUGAUAGCAUGCGCUCCAUUUUGAGAAACCAUAGAUACAGGAGGGAUGCAAGAACCCUGGAGGAUGAGGAGGAGAUGUGGUUUAAUACUGAUGAAGAUGAUAUGGAAGAUGGAGAGGCAGUGGUGCCCCCUUCUGACAAAACUAAGAAUGACGAAGAUAUUAUGGACCCUAUAAGUAAAUUCAUGGAGAGGAAAAAAUUAAAAGAGAGUGAAGAAAAGGAAGUUCUUCUGAAAACUAACCUUUCGGGUCGUCAGAGCCCAAGUUUCAAGCUUUCCUUUUCCAGUGGGACAAAAUCUAAUCUUACCAGUCAGUCAUCUGCAAGUAAUCUGCCUGGAUCUCCAGGUUCUCCUGGAUCUCCAGGAUCCCCUGGGUCUCCAGGAUCAGUUUCUAAAAGCACAUCUCAGAUGGCAGCUAUUACAACUAAGGGAGGCCUCGUUGGGCUUGUAGAUUAUCCUGAUGAUGAUGAGGAGGAUGAUGAAGAUGAAGAUAAGGAGGAAACUUUACCUUUGUCAAAGAAAGCAAAGCUUGAGUCAUCAUAAUGGCAACUGCUGAAGAACAUUACCAUUUGGGGGAAGGAUAUUUUUUCCAUAGAAAACAAACCCACAACAAAGCAGCAAUCUUUUGUGAAUUACUGUGUGUAACACAGAUCAACCUAUACAAAUGGAUUUCUGCCAAUCAAGUGCCAAUUGAAAGGAGCAGAAGAAGGGGAAAUACUUCGUUUAGGGGAAAGACUUACGCCUUUGAGCUCUCCAGCUUGGACCACGUGUUGCCCUUUUCUCAGGGAAGGAAAUGGAAAACAAAAACAAAAAAGCCAACAGGGCAGGAGUUUUGUUAGUGGAACUCUGGAUUGGCUGGUCAGUUGCUACAAUCAGAAUAUGCUUUCUUGGACCAUACAUGAGACUUCUGAAGAAAAGGUGGUUUUUGCCAUAAUUCUUCACUAGUUAAGAAUGCCAGCAGUUUCUUUGUAUAAAAGAGACCUGCCUUUGAAAUCGUACAUUCUGAACAUUUUAGUCAAGCUACAACAGGUUUUAAAAACCUCUGUGGGGGAGGGCUGAAUAUAAAGUUUCCUCUUUUGUUUUUUUUUUUUUAAAUCUGUUCCCUUUGCCCUUUAAACUGCAGAUUUUUUUUUUGGAGGUGGGGGAUUUGUUUGUCCCUUCUUGAUUAAAGAUUGAGUGGAAUUCUAGAUGUGGUCACUUUUGUGUCAUAAUUUUUUUGACCCCCUGAGUGUAUGCUUAGUUGUUGAGUAUAUAUUUGGGACCAUUAAAAUUUUUUGAUGUAAUAUAA